AUGGCCAACGACGCAGGCGUUCCCGCUCAGUACCGGCCCAUGCGCGAGGUGCUGAACGUAGAGGGCUUGCGCACGAUGCUCGACAUCUUCAACAACUGCAUCCACUUCCUGGGCCCGGGCGACGCCGCGAUUCAGCUACCCCCAGGCACGAGGACGUGCAACCUGGAGAACUCGGAGAGUGGACAUUUGAUGCUGCCG
This is a messenger RNA of Prorocentrum cordatum, 198 nucleotides long. The record is from the annotation of a GenBank genome assembly. Lineage: Eukaryota; Dinophyceae; Prorocentrales; Prorocentraceae.